UCGUCGGACGUGGUUGGGAGAGGACGUGUGCGUGUCGUAUCCCGCUGCCCUCCUCGCCUACUGCUGGUCUGUGGAGUUCGUCACCGAGACCACACGCCAGUGACCCCGCCCAUCUGCAUCGCCCACCUCCCCGCCCCUAUCUCGGGAAACAAUCUGGUGUGAACACGACACAAAAGAAAAAGAAUAAAGUGUUCAGCCUCUCCUCAACAGCUGGAGGUGAAAGAAGAGAGAAAAAGGGAGAACAAGAAUAAAGCCAUGAAAAACAAAAGAAACACAAAUGAGCCUUAGUAAAUAGACAAAAAAAAAAGGAAAAAUUAAAAUACACAUCUGAGAAAAACAAAGAAUGUUGAAUGUGAAAUAUACAUGCGAGUCAGAUUCUUGAAAUAAUAGUGCUGUGAUUUGAAUAGAAAAGGGAAAAAGAAAAGGGAAAAUAAAGAGAUUUGUGAGGAAAGUGAAGGUGAGAAGGUGUGAAGGUGUGAGGGAAAAAUACACAUUGUGCCUUGGAAUGCUAAGCUGGAGGCACGGACUUUUCACGGACACUACGCCAAGAACAGUGACGCAACAGUGGAAAUAGACGAAGAGGGAAUAAAGACACUGGAAAUAAAGACAAAGGAAUACCGUAAAAUAAAGCAAACAAGAGUAAACAAAGAAGUAUACAAAUAGAUGACACAAACGCAUUGCACAAAAGGGGAAAAAAAGUAGAAAAGCUUUAAAAAAUAUAUCUGAACGAAAUACAGCAAACUAUGAAAUGAAUGAAUGCAUACACGUAUAUGAAUAAUGAAAUAACAUACUGACACAAGUUUCAAUUAAAGAUACAAAGGCAAAAGGUUUGUUUCAGGAAAUAUAAGCAAAAUAGUGCAAAAAUAAUCAAACAUAAAACAUUCUAAACAAAUUCUCACUCAUAUAUACAAAUAAAUAAAUACGGAAGUUGAGUAAAUAAAUAAAGAAAUAAAUAAAAAUAUACUCGCAUUUUUUUAUUGCUAGUGUAUUAAAGUACAUAAUUACAAAAAACAAGUGAUGGAUUAACAAAAAAGAAAACAGAGAAAAAAAAAAGCUAUUGUAAGCAGAAAAAAGACAGAAAACAAUGUAUCUGAUGUUCGAUUUGAAAAAAGAGGCACAGACAACAAGCAGGACCAGAACGUCAUUCUAAAACAACACAAACAGGAACAAAAGAUAGACAAAAAAAAAAAAAGAUCAACAACUGCGCCAUUCAAGUAUUUCCAGGAUGCAUAACACAAAGUGAAUGCUGAAUAAAACAAGCGGUACGAAAGAAAGAAUAAAAAAAACAAGAAAAAUACAAAGAAUACGAAAAGAAUACGACGAAAGGGGGAAAUAAAUAACAACGCCAAUAAAACAUCACGUGGAAAGUUCAAAGUGACCUUGAGCUGAACUUAAGUGACCUGUUCUAUCUUAAACCCUAGAAGUGAUCCUUAAAAAGUGACGUGACUAAAAUUUCUGAAGUGACGGAGGCAGCAACCUAGGAAGUGAUUUGUGAGGUGACAUCAAAGACAGUGAAGUGACAUGUAAGUAACCUAUGCUACUUUAACCCCUACAAGUGAAUCUUAAAGUGACGUGAGUGACAUUUCUGAAGUGACGGAGGAACACAGUGAAGUGAUGUGGAAGUAACCUAAGGAGACACACGCAACCUCGACAGUGAUAUCUUAAGUAAUCCUGAAGUGAAAGUGAAGUGAAUUCCCAUCAAUAAAAAUAAUAAAUAAAUAAAUAGAUGGAAAAAAAGUGACCUCCAAAAUAAAUGGCCAUAAAAAAGUGACCCUCAAAAAAAAGUGACCCUCAAAAAACGUGUCUCCGAGGUGCCGUCUGAAAAUACCCUUGAAAAAUCGUCCCUAAAUUAAUCCCUUAAAGUCAUCCUUCUAGUAAAGUAACCUCAGGGUGUGCUGGAAAAAAAUUAAUUAAUUAAUAAAAAAAAAAAAAAGGGGUCACCUGUGAGACCUUAAAAGUAACCUGCUCCCCUGAAAAAAAAAAAAAAAAAACGUUCUAAAGUGACAGUAAAGUGACCCUGAAGUAAACCUAAGUGACCCUGAGGAAAGCCUAAACUAGCCCUAAAGUGAGUAGUGACAUAAAAGUGACCCUAAAGUGACCCUAAGUGAGUCUAGACACACUAAACACCCUAUAAUUAAACCUACUUGAUCCUGAAGUGAUCCUAAAGUGACCCUAAGUAACCUAAAAAUGACCCUGAAGACCCUGAAGUAACCCUUAAGUGACCCUGCAGACCCUGAAGUAACCCUAAGUGGUCCUGAAGCAACCCAAGUGACCCUGAAGACCCUGAAUACCUAAAAGUGACCCUAAAGUAAUCUUAAAGUGACCCUGAAGUAACUCAAGUGACCCUGAAGACCUAAAAGUGACUCUAAAGACCGUAAAGUGACCCUGAAGUGACCCUAAAGUAACCCAAGUGACCCUGAAGACCCUGAAGUGACUUUAAAGUGACUCUAAAGUCACCCUAAAGACCCUCAAGUGACCCUAAAGUGACCUAUAAACCCUAAAGUGACCCUGAAAACCCUGAAGUGACUCUAAACUGACCCUAAAGACCCUCAAGUGACCCUAAAAACCCUAAAGUGAUCCUGAAAACCCUGAAGUGACUCUAAAGUGACUCUAAAGUGACCCUAAAGACCCUCAAGUGACCCUAAAGACCCUGAAGUGACCCUAGAAACCCUAAAGUGACCCUGAAAACCCUGAAGUGAGCCUGAAGUGAGCCUACCGUCGAGAUGAGCCAGCUAAUACCAGCCUUAGUUCUCACCUGCUUUCUCGCCAGUCUAUUACGGCAAGGGUGUAGCGGGGAGGUCGAGGGAGGGGGAUGUCCGCCCCCCACCCACACCUUCAACAUGUCAGUGCUGCCCGUCGCCGAUCCCACAGACCAGGUGCAGGAGGUCAUGUUCAUGGGCGUGGUGGGUCCUUACGACGAGAAGCGAGUCUGCAAGAUUAAGUGUGUCUCGGGUCGAUGGGUGGGCCCUCUCUGUUCCCUGGAGCACGACUCCAGCCGCUUCCAGUCCAUGUUCCGCCCGUGCACUCUGCAAAGCCUGGCCAAAAACACACUGCUUACUUACCGCGGCAGGAAGAUUACGCCCUCCCCGGAGUUGGAGUUUCCCCACGGAUCGGAGUUGUCUGCUCGCUGUGACAGGCCGGGGAAGUUUAAGCUGCUGGGGGACUCGACACUCACCUGUACCAACGCGAAGUGGUCAGGCAGGUUCCCCGUCUGCAUCCGAACUAACUACUACUCCAACUACUCUGUGGACGCUCCUCCCGCGCUGGACUGGUGGCUGGCGGGAGGCAAGGGGCGCGUCAAUGCCUCUGGAGACCUCAUACUUUUGCCUGGCUCCAUACUGCACCUGGAUUGCCUCUUCCCGCGCCUCCACGGCAACCCCACUUGGACCUGGACCUCGAGCUACCGCCAGUACCCGACAGGUUGGGCAAUCCAGAGGCGUGCGAGGGAGCUGCGGUACCGUCUCUCCCUCUACUACGCCAAGGCUGAGGACACCGGAACCUUCACUUGCACCGCCCCGUCAGGACACGAUAACCACCUGUCCAUUACUGUCAAAGACGUGACGUGCCCGCCGGUGGUGGGGGAGGAGCCGCUGCAGGUGCAUGGGGACAGCGUCACCCUGGGAGCGGCGCUUACCUUCUCGUGCCCUGAGGGGUACAGCUUACGGGGCGCCGAUAAAAUCAUGUGCCUCCCCUCGGGGGAGUGGGACAGCCCUGUCCCCUGGUGCCAGGUGGUGCACUGCCCAGUAUUGGUUGCGGAGGAGCCGAGUCUACAGCUACAGUCCGCCAACACGAGCUACCAGGGUGCGGCAGUGUUCAGCUGCCUGUCGGGCUUCCGACUAUCGGGUCGAUCCGUCCUGCACUGCACCGCCAACGGGACCUGGUCUGAGCCUGUCCCCACCUGUCACGAGGUGCUGUGCCCAGCCGUGCAGGCGCCGCAGCACGGCCAGGUGACAGGUGCAGCCACACGGCGGGUAGGCGAGGCCAUCACCUUCACCUGCACCUCAGGCUUCGUCGUCCGCGGCCACGCCCUCGCCUUCUGCACCCACGAUGGCGUCUGGUCUCACCCUGCGCCCCAGUGUGUGAGGUCGUGCGCUCAUCCGGGGGAGCCUGAACAUGGCCGCGUGUCGCCCCGUCGUCCUCGCUACCACGUGGGCGCCACUCUGCUAGUCACCUGUCGUCCGGGUUACCGUCCUGCAGGGCCUGACCGCAUCACCUGUCUGCACACUCGCCGCUGGUCUGCCCCGCUCACCCGGUGUGUCCCCGCCAUCGGCUGAGAUUCCUACUCAAAGACGCUCCAACACGUCUCCAUACACCUCGCCGCGCGCCGUCUCACUCCUGCAGGUCCGCUCCGCGUGGCCCGGUACUCUGCCGCGGUAAUCUGAAGUCAUCAAGUAGAGGGAGCCGGGCUGGGGUGUCCGUCAUGCACCUGGCGUGGCUAGGAGGAGCGAGGUAGCUGAGUUGUGUGUACAUAGUCUUAACUACUUGAUUCCUUUCCCUAUGUGUACAUACGUGUGUGGUGGUGUUAUUGUGGUCGUUGUUCUUCACUGUGUGUGUGUGUGUGUGUGUGUGUGUGUGUGUGUGUGUGUGUGUGUGUGUGUGUGUGUGUGUGUGUGUGUGUGUGUGUGUGUGUGUGUGUGUGUGUGUGUGUGCAUGGUUGUUUGGUUGUGUACAUAUAACCGUCUUUGCUGUGAGUUUCAAGAAGCGCGUUCUUCCCAUCCCUGGCCUCAGCCGCCACUCUUUUUUCUCGACGUCUAAAAAUAUCAGCUUCACAGGAAAUGCGAGAAGUAUCACACGCGCUGCAUAACUUAGCGUCAACAUUAAAGAGGAAUUCGCUUCUUCCCACAGAAAAUGCCAGCAUCGAAAUGUUUAAGCAACAAUAAUGGAAAUACUAAGAACACACACACACACACACACACACACACACACACACACACACACACACACACACACACACACACACACACAUUUAUCAUAGAAAUUAAUAUUUCUGUUGGUUGCCUCAGCAAUGCCAAAAAUUAUGGAAUAUUUUGUAUUUGAUGAAAGGAAACAAAAAUAACACCAGUAACAGGAAAAACGAUAAUUGCCUCCUGUAACAAAAGAACGAAUGGAAAUAUAAAUAGAAAAAUUACUAAAACUCCGGUGUGGUAGCAGAGUGGUGAAGACUUGUGCAAAACGUGUACAUAUCACGACUCAUAUCAAACGUAGCCUCAAUGACUGUUUGGGAGGAUCAGUCCUGCCACCUUCACCCUUCCUCUUAGAGCUCGCCUUGCUCACACCAGGUCAUCAUCACUCCCUUGUAAACCUUGUACUGCAGGUAUAUAUAAUAAAUAUUUGUAUUUGU
Portunus trituberculatus (swimming crab) is the source of this 5341-nucleotide messenger RNA. RefSeq names its product locomotion-related protein Hikaru genki-like (gene hig). NCBI's taxonomy places the organism in Eukaryota, Metazoa, Arthropoda, Malacostraca, Decapoda, Portunidae. Bases 2724 to 4274 code for a protein of 516 amino acids. The transcript has 12 exons. The record is from RefSeq and is a predicted model, not a curated record.